Alnus glutinosa is the source of this 1144-nucleotide messenger RNA. RefSeq lists its product as uncharacterized. The record is from RefSeq and is a predicted model, not a curated record. NCBI's taxonomy places the organism in Eukaryota, Viridiplantae, Streptophyta, Magnoliopsida, Fagales, Betulaceae. Bases 368 to 964 code for a protein of 198 amino acids. The transcript has 6 exons.
GGGAGGAUAAAUAUACAAAGAAACAGAGAGAGAGAGAGAGAGAGAGAGAGAGAGGAAGACGAAGAAGAAUCCACAGAGGGUUGAGCGGAACAGACACAGAAGGAAAGGUCCAUCCCGCAAAACCCAUAUCAGCAACAGCUUCUCUGAGCGCAAAGAAAGUAAUUUUAUAUACAGAAGGAGAGAAUUUGAGAGAGAGAGAGAGAGAACGAUCUCAGAUUCUUUUGUUUGGAGAAAUUUUCUUGUCUCUCCAGGGAAAGUCUCGUGGUUUGUGGUAUAUUGGACUCUGUGGCAUGAAUUUAUCUGACUAUUAAUUUGAGAAGGAUUCUUGUUUGGUUUCUUUGUUGGAGUUGUAGAUCUUGAGGUAGACAUGGAAACGGAGGAGAGGAAUCAGAGAGCGUGUAAACCCUCAGAGCCUGAGCUCUUCUUACAGUGGGGGAAUAGAAAGCGAGUCAGAUGUGUGAGAGUCAAAGAUCCUGAAAUCUCGGCCAGAUUCAGGAAAAUCACGUAUAGAUUUGCUUCUGAGAAAGAAAGCUCUCAUCUUCAACCCAAUCGCCUGACCAGGAGUUCGGAGUUGGCUACACUGCGGAAAUCGGCGUCGCCGGAGAAGGAGGAAAGGUAUUAUAGCACGAGGGGGUCGGUGGUUAUGGAAGAGAAUGGGAAGGUAUCGGUGGAUGUGAGUAAUAAUGGGAUUGGGGAAGAGAGAGGAUUGGCUUGGCCAAAGCUGUAUAUAAGUUUGUCAAGCAAAGAGAAAGAGGAGGACUUCAUGGCUAUGAAGGGCUGUAAGCCUCCCCAGAGGCCUAAGAAGAGGGCCAAGCUCAUCCAAAGAAGCUUGCUUUUGGUGAGUCCUGGGGCAUGGCUGACUGAUAUGUGCCAAGAGAGAUAUGAGGUUAGAGAGAAGAAGAGUUCAAAGAAGAGAGCAAGAGGAUUGAAGGCCAUGGGGAGUAUGGAAAGCGAUUCAGAAUAACAGAAGCAUUCUAUAUGUAUUGCAAUAGAAGAGGAGGCCCUUCUGCUUUGAAUUUUUUUGGGAAUUCUUUUAUUUUUAGAGCCUGAGCCUGGAGUGUGGGGGUAGAAUAGUCAGCAUCUCAUGGUUUUUGUGUACACAAGUAAAUUCCGAUCUAUUAUUAGAAAAUCACUUUGCUAUUUA